Caenorhabditis auriculariae is the source of this 4228-nucleotide messenger RNA. The record is from the annotation of a GenBank genome assembly. Lineage: Eukaryota; Metazoa; Nematoda; Chromadorea; Rhabditida; Rhabditidae.
AUGUCGGAGGUGGCCGACCGUUACUUGGAGCAGUUGUACACGACGGUGGAAACGUUGCGUCGCCGGGCAAUCGCCUAUUACGACGGCGUUUUUCAUAUCGGUAAUUGAGAGAAAUGCGUUUAUUUUGGUACAGUUUUAUAGAAAAAAUACAAGGAUUUUUUCAAAAUUUUUGAAGGAUCAGAAUGAUAUAUGUUAUUUUUUGUGUAAUUGACCCGUUCUUGAGAAUUUUGAGCCAGAAGUUGGUUCAGUUCUUGGUUUUUGACGUUUUUUUUGAUAACUUAUCACCGGAUUUUUUUUCUUUUGAGUGGUAUUACUAGAUAGAGCUCGGAAAGCUGGUCGAAAUAUAUUUUCAUACAUUUUCCCCACAUCAAUUUAGCAGAUUUUAGUACUUGUGUAUGAGAAAUAAAACAUUUUGAUUGAUUAAAGUUUUUCCAUUUUAAGGAGUGGAGUAGUUCUUGAGACCUCUUACCCAAAGAAUGACUCAUUUAACCUUUUUCCAGUAGAGAAUGAAAAAUGACGACAUUAGAAUUCAAAUAAAAUCAAAGUCCGAAAUUUCAAGGCGCCAGGAUCAGCAAAGCCUUCGAAAGAGCUAAAGAAAUCGCCGAGCCUGUCUCCUACGACGUUCGCGAUUAUGUGAGUAUUUUUCGAAUCAAAUGGCAAAACUUCGACCGGCAUCAAGCUUUUUUUUCCCUUUUUCCAUCUUUUCGUGAUCAAACUACAGCUUUUUUUCUCAGUUGGUCGUCGCUUUGGCCGAAUCCGAACCGGUGGAAAAACUCGAAUCGGAUGUAAAGAAUGGCCUUGUGGAGAUGUACCUCGGAGUUGCGGUAGUAGUCACUUAAGGGAUUAUUUUGACCCUUUCGCCUACAGGUGGUCCUCGUUGGAUUGUCAGGGGGCGAACUGUCGGGAAUCUACGCGCUUCCCUGGCUUCUUGAAGCGAUUUUCGAUUUUUACGUCGAACUUAUUGCAUUGGUCGUUGUUCCGACGUAUAUCUACCUGAAUUUCAAAAAGAAUUCGGGUUGGUAAAUUACAGAAAAGACACGUUCAAAGAUUUCUCUGUACCUGAACCUUUGAAGAGAAAAAAAAAUGAGGAAUUUUAGAAAUAAAAAUUUUAUAAUGAGAAAAAAAGGCGCAAAAAAAGUCUAAUGCAGCACAAAUGGGUUUUCACUUUAAAAAUUUGUUCAAUCCGUUUUUUCUUCGAACACGAAAAAAAAAACUCAAACUUAACUUCAAGAGAUGGAUUGAUUCAGACACUAUAUUUAGGGACCGCAGACGAAUUUUUCAAAAAAAAUUUUUUUCGAACUUCAAUAUUACGUUGGUUGGAUAGUUGCUCUAAUUUUACUAUUCAAAACAGUUUAGUUUUUUUCAAAAAAAGGUUGAGAAAAAGUUAUGGUCAAAACAGUAGUGAGAAAAAGUCGCGAAAUUUAGUACUGAAAGUUUAGAUUUUUACACUUUUGGUCGUUCAUUUUGUUUUUCAUAUCGGAUUUAAAUUUUUUUAGUAGUUUAGUUUGGUUUUCAAAGUCGUAAUAAGUCAUUAAAACAGUAUAAAACCACAAAUUUGAAAAGAAAAGCUAUUUUUUCUUGAAAAAUAAAAAAAAAUUGCCGCUGCGAGGAUUGAACUCGCGAUAUCAAAACUGUAUGCAAGCGCACUUGCGCUGCUCCACGUACAUCUCUCGGAGAUGAGAGGCGUUCGCGCUAUACACCACUUCACUUCAAAGUACAGCAAUCUUGUUUAAAAAAAAGUUAUGGUAGUUGAACAAUUAUUAGUCACGUGUGUUCGGACCACCUGAAAAUAAUUUAUUCAUAGAGAUUCAGUUCAAAAUGCUUCCGUUUUCGGUGUUUUUUCUUAUUUUAACGUUGGCUUCAAACUAACACUGAUUAAACUUUUUAGGCACCGCUAAAAAAAUUUUUAUUUUUAUUUUUUUAAUUGAUUGAAAAUUGAGAUACGCUAAUAUUUAAGAAAUGAAAAAAAGGCGCCAACGACAUCUGACCAUGUUAAAAUGAAUUUCGAAAUUUUGACUGUCUAUUUUUUUCUCAGAAAACAAAGUUUUUCGGAAUAAGUUUUAUAUUAAUAAAACUUUAGUUACAAUUUAAUCCACAAGUUAAAAUAAAAAUUUUUUUACUUACACGCUCUCGAAACCGAGUACAACAUUUUUCAACUUUGCGCGGCCUCACGAAGAUUAGGCACCGUAAAAAUUUUAAUUUUUUUGUUUUAAAAUAUUUGUUUUUGACUUAAGAAUCGAAUUCGAAAAUAAAAAAAAGCGCCAACGACAUGGAACUAGGUUAAAAACCCGAAGAAAAAAAGUAGUUUUGGUUUUUUGUACGACACUCCGCUAAAACGCUUCGAAAAUUGGGUGAAAAGUAUAUCAGAUUGAAGAGGAAAGUUUUCUCUAUGUUUCCACCAAAUUUCUCUGUGUUUGAUUCAGUAUUGCGCUUUUACGAAAACAUCAAACACAAAAUCUAAAAAACCAGUGCAUUUCACCAUCGCAAAAAGGGGCGUGGCUCUGCGGUCUCUAACUAUAUUUCUAGAUAUCUCCACUUUUUUCUUACACCCAAUGGUUUCUGUAGUAACUCCUUAAAUGAGCUCUCUGAAUAGUUGCUGAAAUUGAGCUCAUGCCAAGAACCGCCUCAAAGCUCAGUGCCGCGAAAAGUGAGACUGUUUCAAGUCCUAGAAGUUUGAGUAGACCUGUAAUUCUUUGUGAACCGACUUUUUCCUGUUUAGCGCUUGACGACACGGAAAGACGUACGAAUCUCUUCUCGGGGGCCAUGAUGGUUGGGAUUUUCCUCGGCCACCUCAUCGGCCCAAGGAUCGUCUCCAUCUCGCCGUCGACGCUCUUCCUUCCACCGCUUCUUUUUGCCUUGAUAGUGAGUUUUUCAGCCGCGUCGCUCAGCCGAGUUGCUUCAAUGAGAAUAAGUAUAGGGAACUUUUCCAUGUUUAGUCUUUCUGUAACUCAGAAUUUGAAUUGUCCGUAACGCUCUUUUGUUUAACGCGCUUCUUUCAAGUUCCUAUGAACUCGCUGGCAAGGAAGAAGAGAGUGCAGACAGGUGAGACUGUUUCAAGCGAUGAUGAAUGAAGUAUAGUAAUCAGAGAGCGAGCCACGUACUGAUCGUUUUCGAACGACAUAUUCAAAACCUGAUCGGAAUCUAUUUCAUUCAUCUCCACUUGAAACAGUCUGACCUGUCUGCGCUCUCCGAUUGGUCCAUCGCGCCAUUAGGGGCGGAGCUUGAGCGACGGCUUGAUAUUCAAAAUCUGAACAGACUAUAUCUAUUUUUCUAUUUUUUUUUGCUCAGGUUGAUCAUGAACUCCUGGUCUCGCCCUUGCCAAGUUAUGAUCGUCAAGUCUUCUUCUACAUGUUUGCCGCUGUCAUCUUGCCGAUCGGAGCACUUUUGUGUCAGUUUUUUUUAAAACCUCGCUGAAGUCAUUCACGUGGGAGUUUAUUUUGAAAGUAAUUCUAGCCGCUUUUUGGUUUGCAUCUGAGAGGAAUAAGACUAAUUCAUCAUUCUUCCACUAACUUACCUUGCUUCUAUUUCAAUGGCGCAAAGAUUAAAAAAAAAAACGAAAACGACUCUUUGACUCGAGAACUUCGUGAAUUUGUUAUGUGGUCCUUUAAAAAUCACAUAAAGAGGUUUGAACAUAUCAUUAAACGUCGUCGCAAGAAGUGUUUCGUUUUCAAUCUUUUUGAUUUUCAGCCACAAUUUCACUGGGAUAUUUCUCGUUCGGCGUCAUCCUUUUGACCAUUUCUCAUGUUGCCUUGCUCUACGUCCAUUUUCAGGUUUUUCUCGUUCCUUCUUUGUUUUUCUCAUGAUCAAACGAAUUGAUAUUUCAGGUCGUGAUGCAGCACAUCAAGGACAAGCAGUACAGCGUCGGAGGUAGUCAAAUAGCCUACAUUGCCGCUGUUCUCUUUCUUCAGGUUUUUUUUUUGAAUUUACAAUGCUUUAGUCCCAUUUGGAUAUGAUCGAGAAGUCGCGAUUGCUUUAAAGUUUGAUCUUAACCACUUGAAACAGUCUGGCCUUUUUGUUUCCUCUUCUCCCUCGCUGGCGAGGUCAUGUAGAAACAUGAAAAAAUAACAAUACGGCGCAGAAAAAUUAGAAUGCGAUGAGUUGUUCCAAAUAAAGUACGGAAGACAUAGGAGUGGAUGAAUUCAGAACGGAAAAAAAAGAAGACAUCAUUUUUCAGCUCUUUUUCACAUUGGUCUUUGGAUACAACCUCGAAGCCAAGCCUCGUCUUUGA